Molecule: messenger RNA, 3763 nt
Organism: Coregonus clupeaformis (lake whitefish)
Lineage: Eukaryota; Metazoa; Chordata; Actinopteri; Salmoniformes; Salmonidae
Product: dynamin-2
Cellular component (GO): microtubule; membrane; cytoplasm
Molecular function (GO): GTPase activity; GTP binding; microtubule binding
Source: RefSeq, a predicted model, not a curated record
UCACCGGUUAGGUCGGAUGUCGAUUUGCCUGACCGGAUGGUGGAAGUUUUGUUUUGUGAGUUUUCUACCCAUUUCGUUUGGUUAACUUUGAGUUUUUUUCGUGUUUAUAAGAACACGUUAUUGUAAUUCCACUAAAUUGGGCGUUACACAAUUGUAAACAGCAUAUUUUCCUUUGACAGAGUGAAGACAGGGCGGCUUGAAAGGUGGAAUUCAACACUUCGGUGUAACCCGAGCACCCUUGCUAACUAGUAACGUAGUAGGCUAACGUUAGACUCUUCGGGAGGGGAGCCGAUCCAACGAAACCAUGGGGAACCGGGGGAUGGAAGAUUUGAUCCCCCUUAUCAACAAACUCCAGGACGCUUUCAGUUCCAUCGGCCAGAGUUGUAACUUGGACCUACCGCAAAUUGCUGUGGUCGGUGGGCAGAGUGCUGGAAAAAGCUCGGUCUUGGAAAAUUUCGUUGGCAGGGAUUUUCUUCCUCGAGGAUCAGGCAUUGUCACCCGUAGACCUCUCAUCCUGCAGCUGUGCUUUAACAAAGCCGAGUAUGCAGAGUUCCUACACUGUAAAGGGAGGAAGUUUGUGGACUUUGAGGAGGUCCGGGCGGAGAUCGAGGCGGAGACGGACAGGAUCACAGGCUCCAAUAAGGGCAUCUCCCCCAUCCCCAUCAACCUCAGAGUCUACUCCCCUAACGUGCUAAACCUGACUCUGAUCGACCUGCCGGGGAUGACUAAGGUGGCAGUGGGGGACCAGCCGCUGGACAUAGAGCAUCAGAUCAGGGACAUGCUGCUGCAGUUCAUCACCAAGGAGAGCUGCCUCAUCCUGGCCGUCACCCCCGCCAACCAGGACCUGGCCAACUCAGACGCCCUCAAGAUUGCCAAGGAGGUGGACCCACAGGGUCUGCGUACUAUUGGUGUGAUCACAAAGCUGGACCUGAUGGACGAAGGGACUGAUGCUAAAGACAUCCUGGAGAACAAACUGCUACCGUUGCGUAGAGGCUAUAUCGGCGUGGUGAACCGCAGUCAGAAGGACAUAGACGGCAGGAAGGACAUCCGCGCUGCGCUGGCUGCUGAGAGGAAGUUCUUCCUGUCUCACCCGGGCUACAGACACAUGGCCGAGCGCAUGGGCACCCCACACCUGCAGAAACAACUCAACCAGCAACUGACCAACCACAUCAGGGACACCCUGCCUGGGCUGCGCAGUAAGCUGCAGAGCCAGGUGCUCUCCCUGGAGAAAGAGGUGGAGGAGUACAAGAACUUCCGUCCCGACGACCCCACACGCAAGACCAAGGCUCUGCUGCAGAUGGUGCAGCAGUUUGGGGUGGACUUUGAGAAGCGUAUCGAGGGCUCUGGGGACCAGGUGGACACAGCAGAGCUGUCGGGCGGUGCCAAAAUCAACCGGAUCUUCCACGAGCGCUUCCCCUUCGAGCUGGUCAAGAUUGUGUUUGAUGAGAAGGAGUUGAGGAGGGAGAUCAGUCAUGCCAUCAAGAAUGUCCACGGUGUCAGAACGGGGUUGUUCACCCCUGACCUGGCCUUCGAGGCCAUAGUCAAAAAGCAGAUCCUCAAACUGAAAGAGCCCAGCCUGAAAUGUGUGGACCUAGUGGUGUCCGAGCUGACCGCGCUCGUCAUGAAGUGUUCCGUCAAGCUGGGUUCUUACCCCCGGCUGAGAGAGGAGACCGAGAGGAUCGUUACCACCUACGUCAGAGAGAGAGAGGGCAAGACCAAGGACCAGGUGAUGCUGCUGAUUGACAUUGAGCUGUCCUACAUCAACACCAACCACGAGGACUUUAUAGGCUUUGCCAAUGCCCAGCAGAGAAAUACACAUCAGAACAAGAAGAGGGCCAUUCCAAACCAGGGUGAGAUUCUGGUGAUCCGUAAAGGCUGGCUCACCAUCAACAUCAGCAUCAUGAAAGGAGGCUCCAAGGAGUACUGGUUCAUCCUGACCGCAGAGUCACUAUCCUGGUACAAGGAUGAGGAGGAGAAAGAGAAGAAGUACAUGCUGCCCCUAGAUAACCUGAAGCUGAGGGAUGUGGAGAAAGGCUUCAUGUCCACCAAACACGUCUUUGGCGUCUUCAACACUGAAUCCAGGAAUGUGUAUAAGGACCUGCGUCAGAUUGAGCUGGCCUGUGACACCCAGGAGGAUGUGGACAGUUGGAAGGCCUCCUUCCUGAGGGCUGGGGUCUACCCUGAGAAGGACCAGGUGGACACUGAGGAUACAGCCCCAUCAGAAACCUUCUCCAUGGACCCCCAGCUGGAGAGGCAGGUGGAGACCAUCCGUAACCUGGUGGACUCCUACAUCGGCAUCGUCAACAAGUCCAUCAGGGACCUCAUGCCCAAGACCAUCAUGCACCUCAUGAUCAACAGCGCUAAGGACUUCAUCCACUCAGAGCUGCUGGCCUACCUGUACUCAUCAGGUGACCAAAACAGCUUGAUGGAGGAGUCAGCUGACCAGGCGCAGCGCCGCGAUGAAAUGCUUCGCAUGUACCACGCCCUCAAGGAGGCGCUGCACAUAAUCGGGGACAUCACCACCACCACCGUGACUGUCCCCGUGCCGCCGCCCGUCAACGACAGCUGGAUGCAGGAGAACAGUCCCACCCCCCAGCGCCGCCCCCCGGUCGCAGCAGCCCCUCCCCCAAGCCGUCCGCCUGCAGUGAGUGGCCCAAGGCCGGGACCACCCCUCAACCCCUCCCCAGUUUGGGGGCCCCCCAUCCCCUCUCGCCCGGGCCCGCCGCCCAUUAACGCCUUUGGCACCAUCAACCAUCAGGACCCCUUCAGUGCCCCCCCGCUGAUCCCCUCUCGGCCUGCUCGCAUCCCCCCUGGCGUGCCCAGCCGACGACCCCCUGGCGCUCCACACCGGCCCACCAUAAUCCGCCCUGCCGAGCCCUCCCUGCUAGACUAGACUACCCAGUAGAUCCAGCCAGGUUCACCUGUGUGUGUACUGAGGCCAGAGGGGGAGGGCUACAGAGGAGGGGAGAAGGGGGCGCCUAUAUAGUAUCUAUGCACAUUGAUAUAUAUAUAUAUACUAUUUCAACCAGGCUUAUCUAAUGUAGUUGACUCAAACUGUUCUCUGAUAUAAGCUGCUAACCCUCCCUUAGUCUCCAACACAUGUGGGGUCUUUCUGGUCUCCACAUUCUAAAGAAGCAAAGAAACCAUAACCACUUGAAUAUUCUGAAUCAGAAGAUUAUAUAAUUACACUGUUUUGGAUAUUGUACCAUAGAAAAAGAUCCACCUGAUUCAUAGAGUUAAUCGCUCACCUUUGACCAGCAGGGUGCACUCACGGCAUCAGAUGGGUAUGGGUACAUGGAAGUGACAUGCCCCUAAGCAACAGAAUCAUUUCCUCUCUGAAAAGGUGAAAAGGCUCUACUACACCCUAGACCUCUGUGUAAUAUACACACUCAUCCUGUUCAUUUUUUUCAUGGUUUUUCUAACUUGAUUUCAUACUGAAAAUAGUUAUUAUUAUUAUGACUACGGUGGUGUUGAUGAUUACUUUCUUCUUAUUUUAUUUGAGUGACUUGUCCGUUUUAGUGCCCCCUGUAUGUAGCUUAAAAACCAGUCUCUAAUCACAGCAAAAGGAGGCAUAAAAAGACAAUUUAGCAGUGCAGGGCAACACAUGCGGCUGAGAGGAGCCUUAUAAAAUGUGCCCGUUUAUUAUUGGAAUGUCCUGCCACCGUUGAGAAAAUGUCAUCUAGAUUGACAUUUAAAUUUGACAUUUUAGUCAUUUAGCAGACGCUCUUAUCCAGAGCGACUUAGUUAGUGAGUGCAUACAUUU